Molecule: messenger RNA, 2021 nt
Organism: Camelus dromedarius (Arabian camel)
Lineage: Eukaryota; Metazoa; Chordata; Mammalia; Artiodactyla; Camelidae
Product: testis-expressed protein 13D
Exons: 2
Coding region: 218-1303 (361 amino acids)
Molecular function (GO): mRNA binding
Source: RefSeq, a predicted model, not a curated record
CGCCCGGCGGGGUUUCGUGUGGUGAUCGGGUCGCUUCGCUCUUUGUUAGGAGAGCGCGUGGGUGAGAGGGAAAGGCUGCCGAGGAGGAGGCCAGGACUGAGCUAGGAUUGAGCUAGGACUGAAGGAGGACUGAGUGAGGAGCGGAGGGGCGGAUCCAUUGGCGGCCACCGCUCACCACAGCAGCGGCGGCGGCUCUGCCGACUAGGCCGCGGCGGCCAUGGCCGUGGACCUCCGGGACCCCAGGAGCGGUUUUCGCCACAACGAGGUGGUCAUGUUCAUCAACGAAGAGGUGCUCAGUAACGGCGGCGGUCCAGACUUCUACUCGACCUUCCGCUCGCGGCCCUGGAACGAGAUCGAGGAUGAGCUGCAGUCCAUCCUGGCCGACCUGCAGGUGCCGCCGGCCGUCAAGAGGGCCUGCGUCUGGAGCGCGCUGGCCCUGAGUGUGCGUGUGGCCACGAGGCAGCGGGAGCAGCAGGCCCGCCGAGUCCGGCGGCUGCAGGAGCAGGUUGGGGAGCGCGAGACGGCCACCUGGGCUCUGGCCUCCCAGCUGCAGCGGCUGCGCGAGGAGCGCGAGGAGGUGGCCAAGCAGUUGCAUUGCACACGCAACGACCUGCAGCAGGCGCUGACCGAGCGCGAGGAGCUGCGUGGGCAGCUGCUCCAGGCAGAGAGGCAGCCCCAGGAGGUCGUACCCCGAUCUCAAGCCCAGCACCUCGGGGCUGAAGCGUGGCCUCUGACCACUGAGGAGAGAAACAAGCUGCUGGUGGCGACAUCACAGCGUAGGCAGAUGGAGGAGGUCCAGAGGGAAGCCCAGAAUGUCUCGACGGGCGGUUUGCUUUACAUGCCGGGACCCCCGACUCCCUGGUCCCAGGUGGCUCAGCCCCCUCUGCCCAUGCCAUUCCCAUACCCACCACCUCCCCCACCUACGGUGGUCUCAGAAGUGGAAACAGCGGCGGCGGCGGCGGCGGCGGCGGCAGCAGCAACAGCAGCAGCAUUCCCACCCCAGAUGCCUGCUGGGGGCACCUACCCACCUGGCAUGUGGCCUGCAGUUGUGUCCCAAGAGGAGGUAGCCCUGCAGCGGGACCCGAGGAUCCAAGGCCAACAGGAAGGUCCUGUGAGGCCCUACUUCAUAAAUCCGUCAGGGCACAGCUGGAGCCAAGAAGACCCAACCAAGCGACAACCUCAGGAACAGAUGCCGAGGCCACUCGAAGCUCCAGGAACUUCAUGUGAAGCUGAAGGUCCAGCUCCCAGUGUGCAAAUCCUCAUGAAGUACCCUUCUGGCUUUCAGCAGCCUUCACCUCAGUGAGAUCUCAGCUGGCUGGAGCUAAAGCGUAUAAAGGAAUCAGGGAAGAGGAGACAUGCUGGCACACAUCUUGGAACAAGGGAGGGCAGACAGAUUUUGUUAAACGUAAUCCUUCUGUUGGGGAAAAAGGAUUGAUGUAGCAGAGUUUCAAAGGGGGUCGGGAGGGUCGUAUUAAAUUUAGGGGUUAUCCCAAGUUUGUAAAAUUACAUUCAUUAAUUCAUUCAACAAGUGGUUAUUAAUUAUCUAGUAUGUGCUAGGAACUACUGUUAUGUUAUCAUCUGAUGCACACAUUAUAACCCAAGUGGGUGACUUUGAUUAGAUGACAGGAGAGAGCCUAAUUUGGGAUACAGAUUAUAUCAGUAGUGACUUCUUUGCCUUGCACAUAGUGUGGCUUUGGGAUAAAUCCAACUGAAAUAAAGUCAAGGUCCGUUUCUAAGAUUCUGGGGGCAAUGUCAAAGAGACCAUCAUGGAAGGACUUGAAUGACUAAACUGUUCAUCACAUUAAUCCCAAUGGAAAUGAAUGGGCAGGGGCAAGUAUUGACAAAGUGGCCUCACAAAAGUACAGGCAGGACUUCUCUGAUACUCCUGCUGAUUUCCUCCCCUGCGAGGGACAGCUAUUUUCCUGGUUGUCUGAAAGACCUCUGGGUUGUCUUUAAGAAAGACAUCGUUUGGGAGAGUGUUGGCUACACACUCGAGCCCUCAGCCUCAGUCUGCCCCUAGC